Ochotona princeps (American pika) is the source of this 707-nucleotide messenger RNA. RefSeq names its product protein FAM170A-like. The transcript is spliced from 2 exons. The coding region runs from base 189 to 707 and encodes 172 amino acids. Gene Ontology annotation, biological process: fertilization. NCBI's taxonomy places the organism in Eukaryota, Metazoa, Chordata, Mammalia, Lagomorpha, Ochotonidae. The record is from RefSeq and is a predicted model, not a curated record. Gene Ontology annotation, cellular component: nucleus.
AGUUAAGCCAUGAUACAACGUGUUUUCUUAUAAUUUCCUUCUCAGAGUUGCAGCUGCUUCAACAAGAUGUGCCUGAGCCAUGCGAGGUUGUGGAGAUUGAAACCUGCAGCCAGGCAUCAGGAGAGAGUGAUUCCAGAUCAGAAUCAGUCUAUUCUUCAAGCACAUCCAGCAAUUCUAAUGAAGAAGGAAUGCAUCAAAACCAGAAGGAAGAUCUCGGUGUUAGACCCUCUGACAGGCCUUUACCCCAGGAUGUGGAACAGAAGAGCUCCACCACCUGGAAUGACAUGUGUUUUCAUGUGCACUUAGCCAAUGAGCCCUGCUCAGAUGCAUUACAUAUGAGAAAGGAGCAGGCCAUGAAAAUAUAUUACAUGUAUGUUAAAAGGCAAAGAGAGGCCAACACUGUACAUAACACACAGGAAGGCUUGUUACCCCCCAAGAAGAGGGCAAGAGUGCAAGAACUGAGCUGCACUGGGAAAGUCCAUUCGGAAGCCAGCUGUUCUUCUGUGCUUACAGAAGACAUGAUCAUCGACAGUGAGGCCAGCUGUGACACUGUAGAUGAAGACGAUUUCGAGGGUGAGGGUCCAGCAGAGCUUCUAGCCCUGGAGGAGAGGCCCAGAAUGAAGACACCUGAGUGGCUGUUGUGGCCAGAGAGUGGCUUUAAAUGCAUGGCCUGCUGCCGAGUGUUCCCCGAGUGUUCCCCAGCCUAG